GGAAUGAAUUGGUUAAUCAUUCUAGGUUUGAUUUAUUUGUGUUAGGCUGAGCAUUUUCUAUAUGAAUCAGAGACAGGAGUUACUAUACAAAAUAUCAUUAAUAAAGAUAUAGAUAUCAAUAUCAAAUUCAAAAAACAAUUUACAAGAACUCCAAAGAUUGCCUAUUCGAUCGGCUUAUUAGAUAUGACUGGUUCUUCAUUUAUGAGUGAAAUUUUGAAUGUGAAUCAAGAAGGUAUUUCCCUAAAAUUAAAGCAGGUUUCUCUAUAAGAGUUAAAGGAGAUAAAAUUGAUUAAAUCUCAUACAAUUGGAUGGCCACUGAUAACCCUUUAGUUCACAUUGAAUAUGUUAAGUCAUAAGAAUCUGAAAUAUAAUUACCCCUUUUUAAUUAUGAUAGUGAUACAACUCCUUUAGUUAACUCAUAUUUGGUUGGUGCUACGUUUAAAGAUAAGAAAGAAUUCAAUCAAGAAAUUGUCGAAUUAAACAAGGACAUUAUAAAAAUAGUGACAAGUGGUGCAAAAGAAUUCAAGCUUUGUCUAUUGAUAUCAAACUUCGAGAAUAGUUUCAAGACUGAUGAUUUAGGAAUAAUUGUCGAUUAAGAUGAUCAUACAUGGUUUUCUGCUUCUAAAGAUGCUUAAAAAAUUUUGGUUUCAUCUUAUGAAAUUCCUAGUGAUAUUGUAGAUUUUGUUUAAUUGAUGGGUAUUUCAGGAUUUACAUCUUUAAGUGAUCAUAUAAGAAUAGAAGUUAAUGAAGAAUAGGAAAAUGAUGAUAAUGUUAUAAAAGUUGAAUUUGGAACUUGUAAAAAUUUUAUAUAAUAAAAUAGGGGAUGAAUCAACAAUCAAAUCACUUAGCUUUUAUGGAUUUUAUAUAGGCAAUUAAGAAGUGAGGUAUUAUGAUUAAAAUUGUGCUUAUUUGUACAGUGAAUGUGAUUAUUAAGGAUAAGAGGUGAAAAUUUGUGACAAUAAAGCAAAGCUUGAUUAUAAUGGAUAAAUAAAAAGUAUAAGAUUACCCAAAGAUGCUGUAUUCACUCUUUAUGGAAAGGAAGAAUUCGAAGGAAAGAGAUUUAGAAUUGAAUCUAGUAAAUAAUGUAUUGAUGCAUUGUAUCUUGGAAAAUGAGCAUUUAUAUAUAAUGAACAAAUUAAUCAUGAUACUAG
Paramecium sonneborni is the source of this 1151-nucleotide messenger RNA. The record is from the annotation of a GenBank genome assembly. Lineage: Eukaryota; Ciliophora; Oligohymenophorea; Peniculida; Parameciidae.